Chaetura pelagica (chimney swift) is the source of this 2639-nucleotide messenger RNA. It is a transcript of the gene EXOC5, whose product is annotated as exocyst complex component 5. NCBI's taxonomy places the organism in Eukaryota, Metazoa, Chordata, Aves, Apodiformes, Apodidae. Gene Ontology annotation, biological process: exocytosis; Golgi to plasma membrane transport. Bases 134 to 2131 code for a protein of 665 amino acids. Gene Ontology annotation, cellular component: cytoplasm; exocyst. The record is from RefSeq and is a predicted model, not a curated record. The transcript has 18 exons.
GCCUUUUGUGGCAGAUGAAUACAUUGAACGCCUGGCAUGGAGAACACCUGGAGGAGGUUCCAGAGGUGGAGAAGCUUUUGAUCCAAAAAGAUUAUUGGAAGAAUUUGUAAAUCAUAUCCAAGAAUUACAGGUAAUGGAUGAAAGGAUUCAGAGAAAAGUGGAGAAACUAGAACAGCAAUGCCAGAAGGAAGCAAAGGAAUUUGCCAAGAAAGUACAAGAACUGCAGAAAAGCAACCAGGUUGCCUUCCAACAUUUCCAAGAACUAGAUGAGCACAUCAGCUAUGUAGCAACUAAGGUCUGUCACCUUGGAGACCAACUGGAAGGGGUAAACACACCACGGCAACGGGCUGUGGAGGCUCAGAAGCUGAUGAAAUACUUUAAUGAGUUUCUGGAUGGAGAGUUGAAGUCUGAUGUUUUUACAAACUCUGAAAAGAUUAAAGAGGCAGCUGAUAUUAUUCAGAAACUGCAUUUGAUUGCGCAGGAACUGCCUUUUGACAGGUUUUCUGAAGUAAAAUCAAAGAUAGCAAGUAAGUACCAUGAUUUAGAGUGCCAGCUAAUUCAAGAGUUUACCAGUGCACAGAGGAGAGGUGAAAUCUCCAGAAUGAGAGAAGUAGCAGCAGUUCUGCUUCAUUUUAAGGGCUACUCCCAUUGCGUUGAUGUGUAUAUAAAACAGUGUCAAGAGGGUGCAUUCCUGAGGAAUGAUGUCUUUGAAGAUGCAGCCAUUCUCUGCCAGCGAGUGAAUAAGCAAGUUGGAGAGGUCUUCAGCAACCCAGAGACUGUGCUAGCCAAACUCAUUCAAAAUAUCUUUGAAGUUAAACUUCAGAGUUAUGUGAAGGACCAGCUAGAAGAGCACAGGAGGUCAGAUGCAGAACAGUAUCUUAAGAAUCUCUAUGAUCUAUAUACAAGAACUACUAGCCUGUCAAGCAAAUUGAUGGAAUUUAACUUGGGUACUGAUAAGCAGACUUUCUUGUCUAAGCUUAUCAAAUCCAUUUUCAUUUCCUACUUGGAGAAUUACAUUGAGGUGGAAAUUGGUUAUCUGAAAAGUAGGAGUGCUAUGAUUCUGCAGCGCUACUAUGAUUCCAAAAACCACCAGAAGAGGUCCAUUGGCACUGGGGGGAUCCAGAUCCACAAAAGGACUGAAGCAAAAUUAAGCAUUCAAGACCUCAAAGAGAGAAUACGGCAACGUACAAACUUACCACUGGGGCCAAGUAUUGACACACAUGGAGAAACUUUCCUGUCUCAAGAAGUGGUGGUUAACCUCUUGCAAGAAACUAAACAAGCUUUUGAAAGAUGUCACAGGCUCUCUGAUCCUUCUGACUUACCGAAGAAUGCUUUCAGAAUUUUUUCAAUGCUUGUAGAGUUCUUAUGUACUGAACACAUCGAUUAUGCAUUAGAAACAGGCCUUGCUGGUAUUCCCUCUUCUGAUUCAAAGAAUGCAAAUCUUUAUUUCUUGGAUGUUGUUCACCAGGCCAAUACUAUUUUCCAUUUAUUUGACAAGCAGUUCAAUGAUCAUCUGAUGCCAUUGAUCAGUUCCUCUCCUAAAUUGUCUGAAUGCCUUCAGAAAAAAAAGGACAUCAUAGAACAAAUGGAAGUGAAGCUGGAUAUGGGCAUUGAUAGGACACUGAAUUGUAUGAUUGGACAGAUGAAGCAUAUCUUGGCUGCAGAGCAAAAGAAGACAGAUUUUAAACCAGAAGAUGAAAACAAUGUUUUGAUUCAGUAUACUAAUGCUUGUGUUAAAGUCUGUGGCUAUGUUAGAAAGCAAGUGGAAAAGAUUAGAAACUCUAUGGAUGGUAAGAACGUGGACACAGUUUUGAUGGAGCUUGGAGUUCGUUUUCACCGACUUAUUUAUGAGCACCUACAGCAAUAUUCCUACAGUUGCAUGGGAGGCAUGUUAGCUAUUUGUGAUGUGGCUGAAUAUAGGAAGUGUGCCAAAGACUUCAAGAUUGCACUGGUGUUACAGCUCUUUGAUACUUUGCAUGCACUUUGCAAUCUUCUGGUUGUAGCCCCAGAUAAUUUAAAGCAAGUUUGCUCGGGAGAACAACUUGCUAAUCUGGACAAGAACAUCCUUCACUCCUUUGUUCAGCUACGUGUUGAUUAUAGGUCUGCUCGUCUUGCUCGUCACUUCAGCUGAGAGCGUGGAAGGAAAUGUACCUUUGGGGAGGCCUCAGCUGUUAGAAAGCACAGGGAAUGAUUUCUUACCAAACCAGGGUUGUAACUUUUGUGGGAUAAUGAUUGUUCAGAAUAAAGCAGCGGCCAUAUUUAAACAUGACUAUGUAGAAGGUGAGCAGGUAAAAAUCUGAAUGGUAUUUCCUGUAAGCUGAAGAUCUCCUGGUGAAUGAUACUGCAAAUCUACUUGCUGCUGAUUUUAUUAUUUUUUUUUUCAAAUUGGAAACAUGUCGGUGUAUGAAGCAAGUGGUGCAUUGGAAGUAUUUUAGUCUUCAAUAUUGAAUUAUCAGAUACCAUUUGUUAGACUUGAAGUACAGAGCAUAGCGUAGGUAAUGGAUUACAUAGAACAGACCAGUGUAAAAACAUUCUUCAUCAAUUUUAAUGACUUAGACUUCAGCACAGCUAAUAAUAAUCAAAUUAUCUUUGAUUGGUGUUUCUAAGUAGUUUCUUUCAUUUAAAACGUUAUCCUACUC